This is a messenger RNA of Leptopilina heterotoma, 3783 nucleotides long. RefSeq names its product transcription factor SPT20 homolog (gene mtg). Gene Ontology annotation, molecular function: chitin binding. The record is from RefSeq and is a predicted model, not a curated record. NCBI's taxonomy places the organism in Eukaryota, Metazoa, Arthropoda, Insecta, Hymenoptera, Figitidae. Gene Ontology annotation, cellular component: extracellular region. The transcript is spliced from 8 exons. The coding region runs from base 740 to 2770 and encodes 676 amino acids.
UGAAUUUGCUGCCUCCUCGUUCGCUUAUUCUUGACAUGUUUUCAGCGAAUCCUCGACCUCUAGAUCUAAACGACGGAUUAGAGACAAAUGUUUUCGUUCUCCAGUUCUACGCCAAGUGAACGAUCCCGUUAUCAUGUGAAAUGAGUGGGUCAGUGGCACCUCUUACCCUCAUACAGUCUUUUUUCUUUUUUUUCUCCUCUUCUUCACUGCUUCUUCUUUCUUUCAACUUUUAUUUUAUGAUCACGAGCAUUGGUCGUCACAUAGGGACCCAAAGUGCGUUCGCAUCAUUGACCCGCAGAAGCGGGGGCCUUGCCAUGGGACUUUAGUGGGGCUUCGCCGUUCUACACCUCGUUUUUAUCCAACAAACUGGUGUUCUCCGAUCUGAAAGUGCGGCCAGACAUGCUUUUCUUCCAACGAGUGUAUAUCAUAGGAUAUUAGUAACUGUGAGCACGAGCAACGUGUCGCGUGUAAAAUCUCGAGCUCUUGUUAUUUUACGAUUAUUAUUCUAUAAUUAUUUCCUCUUUUAUUAUUAAGCGCAUUUUUUGUUGAAAAUAAUGAAAAAGUGACGAUUGUCUUUAAAAGAAGUGUUUUUUCGGGGAAAAUAAUUUUAUUUUCUUUUUUAAAUUUGAAAAAAUUGGAAAAUACUGUUGAUUCUCAAUUGGAGAAUUUUGUUUGCUAGUCAGACGGGAGUUGUCUGACUUUUUUUUAAAACACAAUUUUUUAAACUGGAUCUACAAAGAUGAAAAUUGCCACGACGUUAUUUCUCUUCGUCGUCGUUGGCUGCACGUGGCGGGAGGCUUUAAACACAUGUGUAUUGGAAUCCGACUUUGGUUUCGUUCUUAAUUGUGCCUUCAAAAAAUCCGGUCUCUUCCGGGUUCGAAAUCUGGGAGGUGUUAAAGGUUACGUCGGACUCGGAUUUUCAGUUGGAGACGAACUUGGAUUCCGUGAUUCCUUAAGUAAUACAGAAGCACUGAGCAAGAGGCGAAGUGUUCAAGAUGGAAGGGGAAAUUUCAUUGCCAUAAAUCCAUCAAAUGUGGCUGUUAAUCGCGAUGGACAGCGAGUGGUGCCACCAUUCAAGCCACUACCACCGGGUGGUACACGACCAAUGGCACCACAACCCGAACGCCAAAGAUUAGUUGUACAGCAAAAUUCCACAGCAUUAAAAACAAUUCCAGCACCAGCAUUAGGUGGAAUAAGAAAUGAAGAAAUUAUAAGGCAACAGGAAAAAAUGAAAGAAGAGGAUAAGGCCAGGCAACAGCAGAGAGUUCAGCAGGAGGUACUUGCGAUGCAAAUGCUGAAGCAGCAGAGACUUCAACAACAGGAGGCAAUGAGAAAGCAGCAGAUGCAAAAAAUGGCUCAACAGCAGCAAAUACAGAAAAUUGCUCAACAACAGAUGCAGCAGCAACAGAUGCAACAGCAACAAGUGAAACAGCAGCAGAUGAAAGAGCAGCAGCAAAAACAACAACUACUACUACAGCAACAGCAGCAACAACAACAACCACAACAGUUACAGCAGGAGAAACAGAUGCAGCAGCAGCAACAACAAAUGCAACAGCAGAGUCAGAUGCAGCAACAGCAAAUGCAGCAGCAGCAGUUACUACAACAACAACAAUUGAAGCAGCAACAGUUGCAACAACAGCAACAGCAGAUAGCAGCUAUGCAAACCAAACGAAUGCAGGUGGUCCAAGGAUCCACGAGUAAUGUUGCAAGACUGCCGACAAUUGUUGCAGCAAUACCACCUGCUGGAAGUGUUGUUAAUGAUCCACUACCAAAACCAGUUGCUGGUAUUGUAAUUCCUAAUAGUGCACUGCCACCGUUUAUAGCAAUGCCUAAAUCUUCAGCUCAAUUGACAAACAGAAUCAGUCAUAGUCCAACAAUAUUGGAGGAUUCUGUUAAUGAAGUCUCGAAAGAUGAUGAUAAGCAACUACCAAUUCCAGGGGACGAUAGUCCAACAUCAUCAUCGCAUAAAUUAACACUCUUGUCUUUUCCACAAGUGGUUGUAGAACCAUUUGUUGAUCAAUCAUUGCCUGAACAACUAAACGGAAAAAGACAAUCAGUACCAUCGUCAGUAAAAAAUUCUCUUUCAUCCUCCAAUAAGGAUUCUCUUCAAUCCUCGAUUAGAAAUUCUCUUCCAUCGUUGGAACCCAUUCAGAGUAUGGAGACAUCAUUAAAGGCCUUAGCUGAAGCUAGUAAUAUUACCUUGGAAGCAUUAGAGGCGGCUAUUUUCUUGAAGCAGCAGCAAUUGUUGCAGAAGCAGGAGGGACCAACAACAACGACAACAACAACUACUACCACAUUAUCUCCAGUAAAGAAUAAUAAUAACAAUAAUUAUUCUGGAACAACGAAAGUCAUGAAUGCUCCACGGGAAUAUUAUCCAGUUGGAUACGAUAAGAAUUUUGAUGAUAAUUUUGCCAGUCGAGUGGAUUUGCCUGAUACGAGUUUCUAUUGUGGGGAUCAGAAGCAUUUUCCUGGAUUGUAUGCGGAUGAAGAUCUUGGUUGCAUGGUCUUCCAUGUCUGCGCAUUAACCGACGAUGGUCUUAUAAUGAAAAGUUUUUUGUGCCCCGAGUCAACUCUCUUCGAUCAAACAAUAUUAAAAUGCAACUGGUGGUUUUAUGUUGAUUGCAAAUCAUCGAAAACUCUCUACGACAGCAACAUUCCAAUAAGCAAAAGUUACCAGCUCAUGAAAGCAUUGGCGUUUUUCUCGGCCUAUAAAAAUCACGAUAACAGUACCAUGCAAGAAACAGAAACGGAAGAAGCAAGAAGUGUUUAGUAAAUUGAGAAUGAUUGUGUGAAAGUUAGAUAAAUUUUUUUUCCCUCCAUUAAAUUAUUAAUUAAAAACAAUGACUUUGUCAAUUAUUGAAAGUCACAAGUUUAGACAAUAAAAUGUACUAUAUAUACAUAUUUCACAAAUAUUUUCUCAUGAAAUUGGAAAAAACGCUCAAAAAAAAAAAAAAAUUUAUGAUCGUUUCGCCAUUUCAAUUGCUCAAAUAAAUUUAGAUUUAUCUUCAUUGACUUGUCACCUGAUUGUUGAAAAUCAAGUGUCGAAGAUUUUUCCCCAAAUUUUCAAUUUUUCUAUUAAGUUUAGUAAUUUGUAUAAAUGUGAAAAUGAUAAAUUCUGUUAGUAAUUAUUUAAAUUAUUUGUAAUUAAAAAAAGUAUUUAAUUUUAUUAAUAGAGAAUUUUGUAAUGAAUUUUUUUCUACUCUUUACACUAAGUUUUCAAAUUUGAAGUUUUCCUUUCCAUUUUCUCGAUUCUUUCUUGAAAUUAUCUUCGAAUUAAUCGAAAAACAUCGAGAGAAAAAUUAACAUUUUAUAACAAAGUGUUUUAUCAUUUUUUUUCUUUUUUGUUAAAUUAAUUAGAAAUUCAAUUCUUGUCUAUAAAUGACAAUUAAGAUUUCGUAUUUUACAUAUAGGUUUUGGGAAUUUACGACAUUUUCUGAUUAGAAAUAUUAGCGAAUUAGUGAUAUAUAAAUGAUUGCGUGACAGAGUUAAAAAUUUAGUGACAAGAUUGUAAGUAAAAGUAUAUUGAAAAAAAAAAUUAAUCGAAGUAAAUAACUUACAGUGUCGAUAGCAGCAAUAAAAUCGAUAAUAAACGUGUUAAUAAAAUUUUAAUCAAAAGAUUAAGUAUUCACUGUUGCGAAAUUAUAGAGAAGAAUCAUAAUAUAGUGAAUUGUACUUCUUUAUAUAAAAAGCUGAGGCUCUUGCCUAUAUUUAUUUUUUAAGAAAUGUAAAUAUAUUUUUUAUUUAUUCACGUUGAAUUUUUAAAUAAAUUAAAUUUCUAAUUAA